CCGCUGGUAAACAACCCCGCCAUCAAGAACGCAUCUUCAUCUACAACUGCUCCCACCAACAAUGGUUCACCAAGACCCAGACUUCCACACCUUGGCCCCUCCACAAGCCCUCCACGAGAUCUUCCCCCCCGUGCAAAAGUCCCACAUACUGAACUGCGCCUUCGCCUCAUGGCACACACGUUACAAGUCGAUAACUCCGAAAGCGCGCACAAUUCCGCUAACACCGGAGUUCCUCGCCUAUUUGCGCGAAGAUGGUAUCAUCCUCCCGGACGACGAGGACGUCACCCCGCCCGCUACUACUACUGCUGGUUCGGGCGACGAGGAAAUAAAUGCGCCCAGCAACUUCCCCCCCGGUGAAGCUGAGGAUGAGGAGGACGAGGGGGAAGACAGAGCGAGAAACCCCACACAGAGAUUCCCCCAACUCCACUCACAAAUCAAGCAAACGAUAGCAGCCCUUGGCGGCGCCGUGACCCCGAAACUCAACUGGUCCUCCCCGAAGGACGCUCUCUUUAUGAGCGCAACUCGCACCCUCGAAUGCCGAACACCGGGCGAUAUCUACCUGUUGCUGAAAUCCUCCGACUUCGUAACCCACGACCUCGAGCACCCGUUUGACGACACGGACUCAUCCGACCCGACCCCCGCCUCCUCGAUCCGGUACCAUCUCGUCCUGCGAAAAUACUUCAACAUGAACCCCGCCCUCGAAUUCCGCGUCUUCGUCGCUGGCAGACGGGUCGUGGGCAUUUCGCAGCGCGACUUCAAUCACUACGCUUUCCUGGGAGAACUGAAGGGUGAGAUUCGGGGGCUGGUUGUGGGGUUUUUUGACGAGUCUUUGGCGGGCUUUCCGGAUGAGGAUUUCGUGUUUGAUUGCUAUGUGGAGCCGACCGCGCGAGAGGGCGGAGGGGGAAGGAGGAGGGUAUGGUUAGUGGAUAUUAACCCCUUUGCCCCGAGGACGGAUUCGGGGUUGUUUUCUUGGAGGGAUAUAUUACGGCUUCGCACGCAGGAGGUGGGCGAGGAGGAUGAGGAAGUGGUGGAGGUUAAGCUCGUGGAGAGCGGGGACCCAAAGGCGUGGGGGUUUGGCACUGCAACCUACUCUUCCAGCAAGUUGCCUAGGGAGGUGGUUGAGGCCGGUGUGCAGGGGGAGGAGGCCGUGUGGGAGUUUGCCAGGAGGUGGAGGGGGAUUAUGGAGGAGAUUGAGAGGGGGGAGGGGGAGGGGAGUGAAGUGUAGUCUGGGGCUUCUUUUCCUUAUGUUUAUUUGGAUAGAAUGUUGGCGGCGCUGUGGACUCUAUCUUCUAAAAGUUUGUCUUGAUAGUAUUAUCAUACGCUUUCCCCCUG
Messenger RNA from Tuber melanosporum (Perigord truffle), 1332 nucleotides. RefSeq lists its product as uncharacterized. Gene Ontology annotation, cellular component: cytoplasm. The record is from RefSeq and is a predicted model, not a curated record. NCBI's taxonomy places the organism in Eukaryota, Fungi, Ascomycota, Pezizomycetes, Pezizales, Tuberaceae. The transcript has a single exon. The coding region runs from base 62 to 1225 and encodes 387 amino acids.